Messenger RNA from Coregonus sp. 'balchen', 34808 nucleotides. The record is from the annotation of a GenBank genome assembly. Lineage: Eukaryota; Metazoa; Chordata; Actinopteri; Salmoniformes; Salmonidae.
AACCCUGACAUCGUGCUCGUCCACUACUUGAAUGUGCCGGCCAUAGAGGAUUGCGGGAAGCCAUGCGGGCCAAUCCUGUGCUCCAUCAACACGGACAAGAAGGAGUGGGCCAAGUGGACCAAGGAGGAGCUGAUUGGCCAACUCAAGCCCAUGUGUGAGUAUCUGACCUAUCCCUGGGUGUUUAAUGCGCAGACCUCUCCUAGCCUUAUUAUUGGAGUACCCUAAGUGGCUCUCUCAGAGGCCUGGCCUGGUUGCUGACUGUUACUAUCUUGUUAUUGUUUUUAUUGUUGUUUUGUUCCUACCUGGAGCCAUCUGGUAGGCAGGGGUCAGGGGUUAUCUUUCCCCCAGCCCUCCGGCACCACAGUGGUCAGCCUGAGAGCACACAGCCCAGCAUAGGCCCUGGCCUCACAUCCUCCCAGUCAGGCAGCACAGAGCAGAGCAGGCCCAGCGUAGCGCAGGGGAGAGCCCUGUUGAUUGAUGCCAUUGUGUGGGAGAAAGAGUGUCUGACUCACCAGAAAUCCUCCUUACCUCCCCCCUCUCUCUCUCUCUCUCUCUGAUAUAACCUGGUUUACUAAUUGCUUAGAGACACGUAGUAGACAUGUGGUGUUAUGGACUGCGUGGGCCAUUCUCCUAUCCAGCUCCAUGUUUGAGACAGUGUUUGAGAAUGUGUUUGGUAAAAUGUCAGGGUUUGUCUGAUGAUAAUAGUAAAUCAGGGGCUUCUGAAAAUCAGUGGGAGAGUUGUUAAUGGCAAGACUCCAAGAUUGUGUGCAUGUGUGCGUGUGUGUGUGUGUGUGUUGGCAGGGGCAGGGCGGUGACGGUGAGUGAUGUUCACAGGGCUGAUUAUUGAUGACCAGGUAGAGAGUCGUGUGUCAGCAGCUUUAAGAUGCACAGAGAGAGACAGAUGCUCCGUGAAUACAGACCAGCCAGCCAGCCAGGGCCCUAACACACACACACACACACACACACACACACACACACACACACACACACAUACAUAUGCUGGCCAUGAUUACCAGAGCUUAUCCUCCCCUAUUGUUAUCCCCUUCACUGCUCCUCUGGCAAUCAUUUUAGGAGUCGCUUGAGCAUCCCAUCCACCCCAGGGCAGGACAGGACAGAUCAGGACAGGUAACAGCGCUGCUGUGAACUACAGUGUUCAUUAGGUCUGGGGCUUCACUUCAAUCCCAGUCAUUUACAGUAAUGCGUGAAGUCAUUAACUUUGGGGAGUUAGGACAAUGAGGGCCGAGGAGGGUGAGAUGCCUUCUAGCUGACAGGCUACAUGAGAAGGCUACAUACAGUCUGUGUCCCAAAUGGCACCCUAUACACCCUGGUCAAAAGCAGUGCACUAUGUAGGGAAUAGGAUUGCAAUUUGGGACACAGCCACAUGGCAACAAAGCAGCCGGCCCCCUCUCUCUCUCUCCCUCACUCCCUCUAUCCUCUUAUUUAAAAUAUCCUUAAGAGUCUAUUGACGCACUCGUGGUUCAAUCUAAGUAACAUAAUAACAAAAAUUCCAAUCUAAAUCCACCAGUUUAAGCUAGAGAUAUCAUGGGCUGCAUCUCAAUCCACCGCAUCCGCCUAUGGCGACCUUCUGCGGUGGAAGGUGGCCGAGCUACAGCUGUGUUUGUUCGGAUGCUACAGACGUUUUCGUGAGAUUUUUGAGAUGUCUCAUGGUCUGACAGUUUGGCCUACAAACUAUUAUGGAAAGGGGAGACUCUCACAAACGCGAUGGUGUUCUCCGUUUUGCUCUACGGAACCCACAAGUGUCACGGGACUCGUCUGAAGUAUUUGAUACACUGCCGAUUUUGCAGGUUUUCCUACUUACAAAGCAUGUAGAGGUCUGUCAUUUUUAUCAUAGGUACACUUCAACUGUGAGAGACGGAAUCUAAAACAAAAAUCCAGAAAAUCACAUUGUUUGAUUUUUAAGUAAUUAAUUUGCAUUUUAUUGCAUGACAUAAGUAUUUGAUCACCUACCAACCAGUAAGAAUUCCGGCUCUCACAGACCUGUUAGUUUUUCUUUAAGAAGCCCUCCUGUUCUCCACUCAUUACCUGCAUUAACUGCACCUGUUUGAACUCGUUACCUGUAUAAAAGACACCUGUCCACACACUCAAUCAAACAGACUCCAACCUCUCCACAAUGGCCAAGACCAGAGAGCUGUGUAAGGACAUCAGGGAUAAAAUUGUAGACCUGCACAAGGCUGGGAUGGGCUACAGGACAAUAGGCAAGCAGCUUGGUGAGAAGGCAACAACUGUUGGCGCAAUUAUUAGAAAAUGGAAGAAGUUCAACAUUUACAUUUUACAUUUUAGUCAUUUAGCAGACGCUCUUAUCCAGAGCGACUUACAGGAGCAAUUAGGGUUAAGUGCCUUGCUCAAGGGCACAUUAACGUCAUUAGCAGACGCUCUUAGCCAGAGCGACUCACAAAUUGGUGCGUUCACCCUAUAGCCAGUGGGAUAACCACUUUACAAUUUGGGGGGGGGGGGGGGGGGGGGGGGGGGGGUUAGAAGGAAUACUUUAUCCUAUCCCAGGUAUUCCUUAAAGAGGUGGGGUUUCAAAUGUCUCCGGAAGGUGGUGAGUGACUCCGCUGUCCUGGCGUCGUGAGGGAGCUUGUUCCACCAUUGGGGUGCCAGAGCAGCGAACAGUUUUGACUGGGCUGAGCGGGAGCUAUGCUUCUGCAGAGGAAGGGGAGCCAGCAGGCCAGAGGUGGAUGAACGCAAUGCCCUCGUUUGGGUGUAGGGACUGAUCAGAGCCUGAAGGUACAGAGGUGCCGUUCCCCUCACUGCUCCAUAGGCAAGCACCAUGGUCUUGUAGCGGAUGCGAGCUUCAACUGGAAGCCAGUGGAGUGUGCGGAGGAGGGGGGUGACGUGAGAGAACUUGGGAAGGUUGAACACCAGACGGGCUGCGGCAUUCUGGAUGAGUUGUAGGGGUUUAAUGGCACAGGCAGGGAGGCCAGCCAACAGCGAGUUGCAGUAGUCCAGACGGGAGAUGACAAGUGCCUGGACCAGGACCUGCGCCGCUUCCUGUGUAAGGCAGGGUCGCACUCUCCGAAUGUUUGUAGAGCAUGAACCUGCAGGAGCGGGUCACCGCCUUGAUGUUGGCGGAGAACGACAGGGUGUUGUCCAGGGUCACGCCUAGGCUCUUCGCACUCUGGGAGGAGGACACAGCGGAGUUGUCAACCGUGAUGGCGAGAUCAUGGAACGGGCAGUCCUUCCCCGGGAGGAAGAGCAGCUCCGUCUUGCCAGGGUUCAGCUUGAGGUGGUGAUCCGUCAUCCAUACUGAUAUGUCUGCCAGACAUGCAGAGAUGCGAUUCGCCACCUGGUUAUCAGAAGGGGGAAAGGAGAAGAUUAGUUGUGUAUCGUCAGCGUAGCAAUGAUAGGAAAGGCCAUGUGAGGAUAUGACAGAGCCAAGUGACUUGGUGUAUAGGGAGAAAAGGAGAGGGCCUAGAACCGAGCCCUGGGGGACACCAGUGGUGAGAGCACGUGGUGCGGAGACAGCUUCCCGCCACGCCACUUGGUAGGAGCGACCGGUCAGGUAGGACGCAAUCCAGGAGUGAGCCGCGCCGGAGAUGCCCAGCUCGGAGAGGGUGGAGAGGAGGAUCUGAUGGUUCACAGUAUCAAAGGCAGCAGACAGGUCUAGAAGGACAAGAGCAGAGGAGAGAGAGUUAGCUUUAGCAGUGCGGAGAGUCUCCGUGACACAGAGAAGAGCAGUCUCAGUUGAAUGACCAGUCCUGAAACCUGAUUGGUUUGGAUCAAGAAGGUCAUUCUGAGAGAGAUAGCAAGAGAGGAGGAUUCAGGAGGGAGGAAAAUGUGGCAAAGAGCUUCCUAGGGUUAGAGGCAGAUGCUUGGAAUUUAGAGUGGUAGAAGGUGGCCUUAGCAGCAGAAACAGAUGAAGAAAAUGUAGAGAGGAGGGAGUGAAAAGAUGCCAGGUCGGCAGGGAGUUUAGUUUUCUUCCAUUUCCGCUCCGCUGCCCGGAGCUCUGUUCUGUGAGCUCGCAAUGAGUCAUCAAGCCACGGAGCUGGAGGGGAGGACCGAGCCGGCCGGGAGGAUAGGGGACACAGAGAGUCAAAGGAUGCAGAAAGGGAGGAGAGGAGGGUUGAGGAGGCAGAAUCAGGAGAUUGGAGGGAGAAGGAUUGAGCAGAGGGAAGAGAUGAUAGGAUGGAAGAGGAGAGAGUAGUGGGAGAGAGAGAGCGAAGGUUGCGGCGGCGCAUUACCAUCUGUGUAGGGGCAGAGUGAGUAGUGUGGGAGGAGAGUGAGAGAGAAAAGGAAACAAAGUAGUGGUCGGAGACAUGGAGGGGAGUUGCAGUGAGAUUAGUAGAGGAGCAGCAUCUAGUGAAGAUGAGGUCAAGCGUAUUGCCUGCCUUGUGAGUAGGGGGGGACGGUGAGAGGGUGAGGUCAAAAGAGGAGAGGAGUGGAAAGAAGGAGGCAGAGAGAAAUGAGUCAAAUGUGGACAUAGGGAGGUUGAAAUCCCCCAAAACUGUGAGGGGUGAGCCAUCCUCAGGGAAGGAACUUAUCAAGGCGUCAAGCUCAUUGAUGAACUCUCCAAGGGAACCUGGAGGGCGAUAGAUGACAAGGAUAUUAAGCUUAAAUGGGCUAGUGACUGUGACAGCAUGGAAUUCAAAUGAGGAGAUAGACAGAUGGGUUAGGGGAAAAAUGACGGUCAAUCACCCUCGGUCUGGGGCUCCAUGCAAGAUCUCACCUCGUGGGGCAUCAAUGAUCAUGAGGAAGGUGAGGGAUCAGCCCAGAACUACACGGCAGGACCUGGUCAAUGACCUGAAGAGAGCUGGGACCACAGUCUCAAAGAAAACCAUUAGUAACACACUACGCCGUCAUGGAUUAAAAUCCUGCAGCGCACGCAAGGUCCCCCUGCUCAAGCCAGCGCAUGUCCAGGCCCGUCUGAAGUUUGCCAAUGACCAUCUGGAUGAUCCAGAGGAGGAAUGGGAGAAGGUCAUGUGGUCUAAUGAGACAAAAAUAGAGCUUUUUGGUCUAAACUCCACUCGCUGUGUUUGGAGGAAGAAGUAGGAUGAGUACAACCCCAAGAACACCAUCCCAACCGUGAAGCAUGGAGGUGGAAACAUCAUUCUUUGGGGAUGCUUUUCUGCAAAGGGGACAGGACGACUGCACCAUAUUGAGGGGAGGAUGGAUGGGGCCAUGUAUCGCGAGAUCUUGGCCAACAACCUCCUUCCCUCAGUAAGAGCAUUGAAGAUGGGUCGUGGCUGGGUCUUCCAGCAUGACAACGACCCGAAACACACAGCCAGGGCAACUAAGGAGUGGCUCCGUAAGAAGCAUCUCAAGGUCCUGGAGUGGCCUAGCCAGUCUCCAGACCUGAACCCAAUAGAAAAUCUUUGGAGGGAGCUGAAAGUCUGUAUUGCCCAGCGACAGCCCCGAAACCUGAAGGAUCUGGAGAAGGUCUGUAUGGAGGAGUGGGCCAAAAUCCCUGCUGCAGUGUGUGCAAACCUGGUCAAGACCUACAGGAAACGUAUGAUCUCUGUAAUUGCAAACAAAGGUUUCUGUACCAAAUAUUAAGAUCUGCUUUUCUGAUGUAUCAAAUACUUAUGUCAUGCAAUAAAAUGCUAAUUAAUAACUUAAAAAUCAUACAAUGUGAUUUUCUGGAUUUUAGAUUCCGUCUCUCACAGUUGAAGUGUACCUAUGAUAAAAAUUACAGACCUCUACAUGCUUUGUAAGUAGGAAAACCUGCAAAAUCGGCAGUGAAUCAAAUACUUGUUCUCCCCACUGUAUAUACUGUAUAUAUUUCCUGAGCUUUCUUAUAUCUCCUAGAUAAAGGACAAACACUUCAAAACAUUAUGAUGAAUUUUCUGACUGACUUUUUUGCCAUUUGUGAAUGUGUUAUUCAAUCCGUUUCUGUGGGCUAUAGUAGUAAAGCCCAAAUUCCAUAUUUUGUCUAAUAAUUUUUAAAUACAGUAUAUUUUUUUGAUACCUAAAGGGGUCGUAAAAUUCAUUAUCAAAUAGCUAAAUCAUUCAUGGUAUGACCAUCUUAAAACAAUUUAAUAUGUUAGCUUAGUACCCCCCCACCCAACAGCUUAGACUUUUCUAGGUUUUCAACAACCAGGAUAUUAACAUUCCGUUUAUGGUAGAGCAACACUGCCACCUAGUGGUUUGUUGACAGAAUAGCCUCGCUCCUUGAUCAUAGGGUCAUGGAGGGGUGCAGGUGAAGUGCACAGCAGCCUUAUAUUAUAUAGAUGCAUUAUUCAGCUGUGGAUAAUACAGUAGGCCUUUACAAACUGUACAUGCUGCCCAGAGUGACCCAUAUCUUACACAAGCAGCUAUGCUUCAUCAGCAGAUGUACGUGGGCUUUCGUUACUGUACACUUGAGAGAGGGAGUUAUGUGUGUAGUGUAACACUAUGGAUCUCUCAUGGGUAUAAAGGAGACUUCUAAUGCCACUCCCCAGAGGUGUAUAGUAGACCUAUAGAGAGGAAGAGGCUGGAUGCAUUUCCCAGGUCCCCUAUCUUAGUCACAAACCUUCAGUUUAACCACCAUGUACUGUGGGAGUGAGUUCACUGUGGGAAACUUUAAUGUACGUUUGAUAUUAAGCCAUGUAUCAUGGUACCAUGUGAUAUGCAUGUUGGCUUUAGGCUCUGUAGUGCAUGAAACGUUCAUACAUAUAGACUGUGUCUGGGAGAGUUCAACUAUUCAUUUGAUCUUAGUGCACAGACUCAACAUAAAUAGUGCAUUCAGAAAGUACUCAAACUCCUUGACUUUUUCCACAUUUUGUUACGUUACAGCCUUAUUCUAACUUGGAUUAAAUACAAAAAAUCCUCAUCAAUGACAAAGUGAAAACAGGUUAUUAGACAUUUUGGCAAAUUUAUACACUACCGGUCAAAACUUUUAGAACACCUGCUCAUUCAAGGGUUUUUCUUUAUUUUUACUAUUUUCUACAUUGUAGAAUAAUAGUGAAGACAUCAAAACUAUGAAAUAACACAUAUGGAAUCAUGUAGUAACCAAAAAAGUGUUCAACAAAUUCUUCAAAUAGCCACCCUUUCUUUGAUGACAGCUUUGCACACUCUUGGCAAAUUCAAUUGAUUGGACAUGAUUUGGAAAGGCACACACCUGUCUAUAUAAGGUCCCACAGUUGACAGUGCAUGUCAGAGAAAAAAACAAGCCAUGAGGUCGAAGGAAUUGUCUGUAGACCUCCGAGACAGGAUUGUGUCAAGGCACAGAUCUGGGGAAGGGUACCAAAACAUUUCUGCAGCAUUGAAGGUCCCCAAGAACACAGUCGCCUCCAUCAUUCUUAAAUGGAAGAAGUUUGGAACCACCAAGACUCUGCCUAGAGCUGGCUGCCCGGCCAAACUGAGCAAUCGGGGGAGAAGGGCCUUGGUCAGGGAGGUGACCAAGAACCCGAUGGUCACUCUAACAGAGCUCCAGAGUUCCUCUGUGGAGAUAGGAGAACCUUCCAGAAGGACAACCAUCUCUGCAGCACUCCACCAAUCAGGCCUUUAUGGUAGAGUGGCCAGACGGAAGCCCCUCCUCAGUAAAAAGCACAUGACAGCCCGCUUGGAGUUUGCCAAAAGGCACCUAAAGGUCUGAUGGAACCAAGAUUGAACUCUUUGGCCUGAAUGCUAAGCGUCACGUCUGGAGGAAACCUGGCACCAUCCCUACGGUGAAGCAUGGUGGUGGCAGCAUCAUGCUGUGGGGAUGUUUUUCAGCGGCAGGGACUGGGAGACUAGUCAGGAUCGAGGGAAAGAUGAACGGAGGAAAGGACAGAGAAAUCCUUGAUGAAAACCUGCUCCAGAGCACUCAGGACCUCAGACUGGAAGGUUCACCUUCCAACAGGACAACAACCCUAAGCACACAGCCAAGGCAACGCAGGAGUGGCCACGGGACAAGUCUAAGAAUGUCCUUGAGUGGCCCAGCCAGAGCCCGGACUUGAACCCGAUCAAACAUCUCUAGAGAGAGCUGAAAAUAGCUGUGCAGCGACGCUCCCCAUCCAACCUGACAGAGCUUGAGAGGAUCUGCAGAGAAGAAUGGGAGAAACUCCCCAAAUACUGGUAUGCCAAGCUUCUAGCUUCAUACCCAAGAAGAAUCGAGUCUGUAAUCGCUGCCAAAGGGGCUUCAACAAAUUACUGAGUAAAGGGUCUGAAUACUUAUGUAAAUGUCAUAUUUACGUUUUUUUAAUUUUUCAUAACAUUUUCUUAUGUCAUUAUGGGGUAUUGUGUGUAGAUUGAUGAGGGGAAAAAACCAAUUUAAUCCAUUUUAGAAUAAGGCUGUAACGUAACAAAAUGUGAAAAAAGUCAAGGGGGUCUGAGUGCUUUCCGAAGGCACAGUAAAUAUAAAAUAGUUAUUUUCUUGGGAGAAUAGAAUUUGAUAGAGAACUUGCUGUUACAGAGAUGCAUAUUAUAUCCAUACUUUUCAAACAGAGAGCCCUAAAGGGCCUUAAUUAAGAAGUCCUCUUAGGUUGAUUCCUGUGGGCAACAGGUGCGCUUUUCUUUGUUUAUUAUUAUUUUAUUUUGAUGUUCUUGUGGAAAACCGUAGAAAAGAUAUGUAGCGGCAGGUAGCUUAGUGGUUAAGAGCGUUGUGCCAGUAACCGAAAGGUCGCUGGUUCUAAUCCCCGAGCCGACUAGGUGAAAAAUCUGUCGAUGUGCCCUUGAGCAAGGCACUUAACUUGAAUUGCUCCUGUAAGUCGCUCUGGAUAAGAGCGUCUGCUAAAUGACUGUAAUGUAUGAAUGAGGACUGCAGAUGUGGCUAGGGCAAGAAAUUGCAAUGUCCGUACUGUGACACCUAAGACAGCGCUACAGGGAGACAGGACGGACAGCUGAUCGUCCUCGAAGUGGCAGACCACGUGUAACAACACCUGCACAGGAUCGGUACAUCCAAACAUCACACCUGCGGGACAGGUACAGGAUGGCAACAACAACUGCCGAGUUACGCUCAGACUGUCCGCAAUAGGCUGAGAGAGGCUGGACUGAGGGCUUGUAGGCCUGUUGUAAGGCAGGUCCUCAACAGACAUCACCGGCAACAACGUCGCCUAUGGGCACAAACCCACUGUCGCAGGACCAGACAGGACUGGCAAAAAGUGCUCUUCACUGACGAGUCGCGGUUUUGUCUCACCAGGGGUGUAUGGUCGGAUUCGCGUUUAUCGUCGAAGAAAUGAGCGUUACACCGAGGUCUGUACUCUGGAGCGGGAUCGAUUUGGAGGUGGAGGGUCCGUCAUGGUCUGGGGCGUUGUGUCACAGCAUCAUCGGACUGAGCUUGUUGUCAUUGCAGGCAAUCUCAAUGCUGUGCAUUACAGGGAAGAUAUCCUCCUCCCUCAUGUGGUACCCUUCCUGCAGGCUCAUCCUGACAUGACCCUCCAGCAUGACAAUUCCACCAGCCAUACUGCUCGUUCUGUGCAUGAACAAGACAGGAAUGUCAGUGUUCUGCCAUGGCUAGCGAAGAGCCCGGAUCUCAAUCCCAUUGAGCACAUCUGGGACCUGUUGGAUCUGAGGGUGAGGGCUAGGGCCAUUCCCCCCAGAAAUAUCCGGGAACUUGCAGGUGCCUUGGUGGAAGAGUGGGGUAACAUCUCACAGCAAGAACUGGCAAAUCUGGUGCAGUCCAUGAGGAGGAUGCACUGCAGUACUUAAUGCAGCUGGUGGCCACACCAGAUACUGAAUGUUACUUUAGAUUUUGACCCCCCCUUUGUUCAGGGACACAUUAUUCAAUUUCUGUUAGUCACAUGUCUGUGGAACUUGUUCAGUUUAUGUCUCAGUUGUUGAAUCUUGUUAUGUUCAUACAAAUAUUUACACAUGUUAAGUUUGCUGAAAAUAAACGCAGUUGACAGUGAGAGGACGUUUCUUUUUUUGCUGAGUUUAUAAAUAUGGGUGGAUGUCUGUUGUUCUGGCUGACGAAGGUUCUGGCUGCCGAAGGUUCUGGAUGACGAAGGCUUCUGCCGAAAUGCGUCCAUUUGUUUUGACCUCUGCUGCUAAAAAAUAAGACAUUAAAACGCAAAGAAUAUUUCAGUUAGUGCAGGUUUUUCCUUUAUUCCAGUAUAUGCCUUUUAAACCCGGCACCCAAAGAAUUGUUUUACUACAAACAUUUGAACUGAGCAUGCCAAUACUACAAACAUUUGAACUGAGCAUGCCAAUUUCUCUUUCUAGAGUUGAACUUCUGCAAUAUAUAAUUGUCUUCUUUCCCUCUUGUUUUAUACUCACAUGAUGUCCCACUGCACAAAGCCUUUAACAUGUCUAAUGACACAAAAACAAAGCAAGAAUUCAGUUGAUAUGGUUCACUAGAGCCUCGUAAAGCUGUUUGUGUUUUGCUCCACACCAAAACAUACUUACCAUAGCAGACAUAACCACACACAACUACUGUACAUACACAUACACAAAUACAACUACACAUUUCAAAUACACAAGUACAGGACAUCCACACAGAUACUCACCAUGGCCUUGUCUGACCUGUUCCUUCCCCCCGCCCUAGGGGAUAUUGCUGAGGCUCGGGGAGAGAUCCACAGAUGAGGGUUGAAGGUUGGACUGGAGGUCAGAGACUGGUUUCUCUGCUCAGUCAUACUAUGAGAGGGCAGAUCGACCGAUGAGAAGGCAGCAGACCAGCCAGGCAACUUGACUCACUCCCCUCCUCUAAUGUAGUGAACAGGCAGUAGCCCGGCCCAGUGAUGCUCUAACCCUUGCCCUAUCCCCAGCCAUGGAGUCAGCCAUGCCCCAAACCUGCUGAUAGCGCAUGAAUGCGUCAGGAGCUCAGACAAACACACCACCAGCCUCCCUCCAUCCAUCCCUCCCUCUCUCUCCUUCUUUCCCUCCCUUCAUCCCUCCAAACCACCCAUCCAGGGUUAGGCCAGACUAGCAGGGCACGGCACCCUUACCCCAGUCAGUGCCCAGUGGUGCAAAAGGCAAUAUGAUGUGAUCUGUGUAUCCUGAAGAAAGGUAAUGCUCAUCAGCCAACAUCCCUAACAUGCAUGGCCGAAUCUAAUGAUGUCACAGGAAUGAGCUGGUUGUGGUGGUGGUAGUGAUGCAGGAGAGCCUUUAGUGACCUAUGACAAACCCUGGCAGUGGCACGGGGCAUCAAUCAGUGCCAUAGUGAGGCAGCUGCAGGAUUGUUUGGACUAGCGGGAGUGGGGAUACAUGGUGGAUGUAAGCGGUAGCGUUGCGCUGACACUCUGAGGUCUGUCAAAGCUCUGAGUCAGCUCUCUACUGUAGCUCUGCUCUGGCUUUGUCACGAAGGGGGACCCGCGUCAGGACACCAAAAACGAAUUCCCGUGUCAACAACAACUUAUCCCCGUGUCAACAACAACUUAUCCCCGUGUCACCAAUGCCUACAUCAUCACAACUAUACAUCUCUGAUGUGUUACUGAUGCCAAACAGUUAUUAAGUCAGACAGCUCAUUUGAAUAUAUAUCUAAUUCACAGAGAAAGAGUUAAAGAACAGAUAUACAGUACGUACAUGAAUACAUAAAUUAUAUAUUUUUUAAGCUGUGCCUUCAUUACUGUUAUGCAUAUUUCAAGCAAUGUCUUUGGGACUCUUAAUCUGAGCUCAUGUAGCCAGAGUAAUUUGUUGUUGCUAUCACGGCAUUGUUAGUCUGAUGUGUUGUGGCAGGUAUGUUUCUGUAUUUCCUUGGCCCUGGCCGGCUGUAGUGUUCAGUAGUGUAGUGUUCAGUGGAGCAGAGGGCUGCAUGCCGCCUGCUGAAUCUGACCGUAUGCAUGACUACUGCUCUGCUGGCAUCUACUGGUGAUUUUCUGGUAAUCAGCUAGUGAUCCGCCAGCAUUGAAGUGAAAGCACCCUGAUUAGCCUUUUCCCUGUCUCUGUCUCUGUCUGGAGCAGCGUUCUUAUUUCGCCCUGUCUCUUUCCCUUUAUUUCUCACAUGCACAGGCUCUCUCUCUCUCUCUCUCUCUCUCUCUCUCUCUCUCGCUCUCUCUCUCUCUCUCUCGCUCUCUCUGUCUCUCUCUCUAACGCACACAGACACACACACACACACAUUUACUCUCUCCUCUCUCUCCCUUUCUUCUGCCUAUUUAACUGAGGGAGGUAGUGAGAUGUGGGAACCCAUAUUAGAGCUGUCUUGAUUUUGUUUGAUAUUUGAAAUAUGCUCCACUUCGGAAAUAUUACCAUAUUUGUUGUUUUCCGGUUGAGAACAUGGUGCUGCAACAGCAGCAAUAGCAGCAAUGACGUGUGAUAUGAUAGGCCUGCUGCCUGUGUUAGCAGCAUCACUAUCACCCUGAUGAGAAGUGGAGCCUGGCUGCUAAGCCAGAGCCAGGAAAGCAGUAAAAGGUAUUAGGAGGUGCUAGCCAUGUGUGACCAGAGCAUUCCAGCCAGGCAGGAAUGCAGUUAUGCAGGAGAAUGGCUCUCUUCUCCUUCAUCUAGCAGCUAGACUGUGUUCCUCUCCAGUGGUUUUCCACAUCACAGCCCCAGCAGAGGUACAGGCAGCCAUAGGCAAAUACAAUGAAACAAGGCAGGGAGCCAACAUGCCUGUGUGUGCUAACAGACCUGUGUGUGGUUGGCUACUUUCAUCAAGUAGUGCACAGCACAGUAGGUAUGUUAGGCAGUGUGGGGAAAGAGAGGAGACGUGAGAGAUGUGCUGCUGUCCAAAUAGAGCUUAAUGCAAAUAGUGCUGUCUAAACUAUCCAUAAGCAGACUAUUAGGUGGGGUUUAGGGUGUAGAGAUGCGGGUGGGUCACAGGGUUAUAGGGGUGCAGCCUGCAGUAGUGUGGGUGUGGGUGGUGGUGGUCUGUUGGUCUGGACUGGUUGACAUCUCUGUCUCCUCUCUCCCGGCAGUUCAUGGCAUCAAGUGGACUUGCAGCAACGGGAACAGCAGCUCUGGCUUCUCAGUGGAGCAGCUGGUGCAGCAGAUUCUGGACAGCCACCAAACCAAGCCACCUCCCCGGACCCACAACUGCCUCUGCACAGGCACCCUGGGUAAGGGCGAGGGGAUAGAGGUAGAUAGGGGGCAGGGGGCAGGGGGCAGAGAGAAAGGGGAGAUGGUGUAGGUGUAGUCAAAGGACUAGUCCUAGCACUGACUUUGCUGAUAACUACUUGGUUGAGGGAAAAUGUACUUGCUACGAUUUAGAUGUGUUGUUGUCUCACCUAGCUAUCUUAAGAGGAAUGCAUCAAUGUAAGUCGCUCUGGAUAAGAGCAUCUGGUAAAUGACUAAAAUGUAAAACAAUUGGGAGAAGGAGAAGAGGUAGAGGUCAUAUAUUAUGCUCAGAGUGAAUGUGGAAAGUGUCAGGGUCAUGGCUCUCUUGUGUUUUAUUGAUAAAAGUUCAAAUAGUAUCAAAAGUCACACCAAUCAAUCAAACAAUUGCUUCAAUUACAAUUACUUGGAUAAUGAUGUUCUGUUCAGGUGAUUUGUUUAGGUACAAAAGCACAGGCAGUUUUCUUAUUGUUUAUUGUCUGCAUUCUGCUGAGCUGUUGUAACAAGUCGUUCACAACCUUCCAUUAGAUUUAGUUUGUGAAUUACAGUGUCACUAGCAAUGAUCACUGAAAUUGUAAAAAGGUUUUUAAAACAAUUCUAAUAAAUGCAACAGUUGGAGAAUGGAUGAAGAUACUCCAUUAAAAUAGUAAUCCAUCAGAUAUUGACUGAAAUAUAGCACAUAAAAAUGUUAACUGGCACGGACAAAUAAUGAAUGACGUUCAGGGAUUUUGGUGGGAAUUCAGGUAUUCAUUUAUUGUAGAUUUUCAUUUUUUUUCUUAGAAAGCACUCAUUCGGAAAGCAUUCAGACCCCUUGACUUUUUCCACAUUUUGUUAUGUUACAGCCUUAUUCUAAAAUUGAUUAAAUUACAUUUUCCCUCAUCAAUCAGGUUUUUAGCAAUUUUAUUAAAAAUAAAAAACAGAAAUACCUUAUUUACAUAAGUAUUCAGACCCUGUGCUAUGAGACUCAAAAUUGAGCCCAGGUGCAUCCUGUUUACAUUGAUCAUCCUUGAGAUGUUUCUACAACUUGAUUGGAGUCCACCUGUGGUAAAUUGGUCCCAAUAUAUGGUCCUCUGUAGCUCAGCUGGUAGAGCACGGCGCUUGUAACGCUAAGGUAGUGGGUUCGAUCCCCGGGACCACCCAUACACAAAAAUGUAUGCACGCACGACUGUAAGUCGCUUUGGAUAAAAGCGUCUGCUAAAUGGCAUAUUAUUAUAUUAUUUAAAUUAAAUUGAUUUGGAAAGGCACACACCUGUCUAUAUAAGAUCCCACAGUUGACAGUGCAUGUCAUAGCAAAAACCAAGCCAUGAGGUCGAAGGAAUUAUCCAUAGAGCUCCGAGACAGGAUUGUGUCGAGGCACAGAUCUGGGGAAGUGUACCAAAACAUUUCUGCAGCAUUGAAGGUCCCCAAGAACACAGUGGCCUCCAUCAUUCUUAAAUGGAAGAAGUUUGGAACCACCAAGACUCUUCCUAGAGCUGGCCGCCCGGCCAAACUGAGCAAUCGGGGGAGAAGGGUCUUGGUCAUGGAGGUGACCAGGAACACGAUGGUCACUCUGACAGAGCUCCAGAGUUCCUCUAUGGAGAUGGGAGAAACUUUCAGAAGGACAAUCAUCUCUGCAGCACUCCACCAAUCAGGCCUUUAUGGUAGAGUGGCCAGACGGAAGCCACUCCUCAGUAAAAGGCACAUGACAGCCAACUUGGAGUUUGGCAAAAGGCACCUAAAGGACUCUCAGACCAUGAGAAACAAGAUUCUCUGGUCUGAUGAAACCAAGAUUGAACUCUUUGGUCUGAAUGCCAAGCGUCACGUCUGGAGGAAACCUGGCACCAUCCCUACGGUGAAGCAUGGUGGUGACAGCAUCAUGCUGUGGGGAUGUUUUUAAGCGGCAGGGACUGGGAGACUAGUCAGGAUCGAGGCAAAGAUGAACGGAGCAAAGUACAAAAAGAUCCUUGAUGAAAACCUGAUCCAGUGCUCUCAGGAGCUCAGACUGGGGCGAAGGUUCACCUUCCAACAGGACAACGACCCUAAACACACAGCCAAGACAACACAGGGGUGGCUUCGGGACAAGUCUCUGAAUGUCCUUGAGUGGCCCAGCAAGAGCCCGGACUUGAACCUGAUCGAACAUCUCUGGAGAGACCUGAAAAUAGCUGUGCAGCGACGCUCCCCAUCCAACCUGACAGCGCUUGAGAAGAUCUGCAGAGAAGAAUGGGAGAAACUCCCCAAAUACAGGUGUGCCAAGCUUGUAGCGUCAUACCCAAGAAGACUCAAGGCUGUAAUCACUGCCAAAGGUGCUUCAACAAAGUACUGAGUAAAUGGUCUGAAUACUUAUGCAAAGUGCCUUCGGAAAGUAUUCAGACCCCUUGAUUUUUUCCACAUUUUGUUACGUUACAGCCUUAUUCCAAAAUUGAUUAAAUUGUUUUUUUUCCCUCAUCAAUCUACACACAAUACCACAUAAUGACGAAGCAAAAACGUUAGAAUCUUUUGCUGAUUUAUUAAAUGUAAAACUGAAAUAUCACAUUUACAAAUGUAUUCAGACCCUUUACUCAGUACUUUAUUGAAGCACCUUUGGCAGCGAUUACAGCAUCGAAUCUUGGCACGAGACGCUACAAUCUUGGCACACCUGUAUUUGGGUGUUAAACAAAUCAAAAUAUAUUUUAUAUUUGAGAUUCUUCAAAGUAGCCACCCUUUGCCUUGAUGACAGCUUUGCACACUCUUGGCAUUCUCUCAACCAGCUUCACCUGGAAUGCUUUUCCAACAGUCUUGAAGGAGUUCCCACAUGCUGAGCACUUGUUGGCUGCUUUUCCUUCACUCUGCGGUCCCACUCAUCCCAAACCAUCUCAAUUGGGUUGAGGUCAGGUGAUUGUGGAGGCCAGGUCAUCUGAUGCAGCACUCCAUCACUCUCCUUCUUGGUCAAAUAGCCCUUACACAUUCUGGAGGUGUGUUGGGUCAUUGUCCUGUUGAAAAACAAAUGAUAGUCCCACUAAGCGCAAACCAGAUGGGAUGGCGUAUCGCUGCAGAAUGCUGUGGUAGCCAUGCUGGUUAAGUAUGCCUUGAAUUCUAAAUAAAUCCCUGACAGUGUGACCAGCAAAGCACCGCCACACCAUCACACCUCCUGCUCCAUGCAUAAAUGCGGAGAUCAUCCAUUCACAUACUCUGCGUCUCACAAAGACACGGCGGUUGGAACCAAAAAUCUCAAAUUUGGACUCAUCAGACCAAAGGACAGAUUUCCACUAGUCUAAUGUCCAUUGCUCAUGUUUCUUUUUCUUACUGGUGUCCUUUAGUAGUGGUUUGUUUGCAGCAAUUCGACCAUGAAGGCCUGAUUCACGCAGUUUCCUCUGAACAGUUGAUGUUGAGAUGUGUCUGCUACUUGAACUCUAUGAAGCAUUUAUUUGGGCUGCAAUCUGAGGUGCAGUUAACUCUAAUCAACUUAUCCUCUGCAGCAGAGGUAACUCUGGGUCUUCCUUUCAUGUGGCAGCCCUCAUGAGAGCCAGUUUCUUCAUAGCGCUUGAUGGUUUUUGCAACUGCACUUUCAAAGUACUUGACAUUUUCCGGCUUGACUGACCUUCAUGUCUUAAAGUAAUGAUGGACUGUCAUUUCUCUUUGCUUAUUUGAGCUGUUCUUGCCAUAAUAUAGACUUGGUCUUUUACCAAAUAGGGCUAUCUUCUGUAUACCACCCCUACCUUGUCACAACACAACUGAUUGGCUCAAACGCAUUAGGAAGGAAAGAAAUUCCACAAAUUAACUUUUAACAAGGCACACUUGUUAAUGAAAUUCCAGGUGACUAACUUAUGAAGCUGGUUGAGAGAAUGCCAAGUGUGCAAAGCUGUCAUCAAGGCAAAGGAUGGCUACUUUGAAGCAUCUCAAAUAUAAAAUAUAUUUUGAUUUGUUUAACACUUUUUUGGUUACUACAAUAUUCCAUAUGUGUCAUUUCACAGUUUUGAUGUCUUCACUAUUAUUCUACAAUGUAGAAAAUAGUCAAAAUAAAGAAAAACCCUGGAAUGAGUUGGUGUGUUCUAACGUUUGAUUGGUACUGUAUAAGGAAAUCAUUCAAUUUAAAUAAAUAAAUUAGGCCCUAAUCUAUGGAUUUCACAUGACUGGGAAUACAGAUAUGCAUCUGUUGGUCACAGAUACCUUAAGGUAGGGGCAUGGAUCAGAAAACCAGUCAGUAUCUGGUGUGACCACCAUUUGCCUCAUGCAACGUGACACAUCUCCUUUGCAUAGAGUUGAUCAGGCUUUGUUGAUUGUGGCCUGUGGAAUGUUGUCCCAUUCCUCUACAAUGGCUGUGCGAAGUUGCUGGAUAUUGGCAGGAACUGGAAUAUGCUGUUGUACAUGUCGAUCCAGAGCAUCCCAAACAUGCUCAAUGGGUGACAUAUCUGCUGAGUAUGCAGGCCAUGGAAGAACUGGGACAUUUUCAGCAUCCAGGAAUUGUGACAAUGGGCUGUGCAUUAUCAUGCUGAAACACGAGGUGAUGGCGGCGGAUGAAUGUCACGACAAUGGACCUCAGGAUCUCGUCACGGUAUCUCUGUGCAUUCAAAUUGCCAUCGAUAAAAUGCAAUUGUGUUCAUUGUCCGUUGCUUAUACCUGCCCAUACCAUAACCCCACUGUCACCAUGGGGCACUCUGUUCACAACGUUGACAUCAGCAAACCACUCGCCUACACGACGCCAUACACUCUGUCUGCCUGACCAUUUACAUGUUGCGUUUAUAUUUUUGUUCAUUGUAAUUUGUAAAUAUUUCAACUGUAUUAAAUUAUAACUUUUUUAAUUCCACAAAGAAUUCCACAAAUAAAGUUAUCUUUCUUCUAAGUAAGUUUUGAGGCAGUUCAUUAAAUCCCAGACAAAGCUUUAUCAUUCUUAUAGAUUAAACGGAAAGACUAUGUAUUCCAUUGAGCCCAUUUCAGCCAAUACCGGAGUGGUUUGACAGGGGAUUUUUUAAAAUUCUGUGGUCGUAACGUUAACGGGAAAAAACGACAGCACAAGGAGGUGUAUGAAAGAGUCGCAGUAGUAAAAUGAAAGUAAUCAAUACAGUGAGGUUUAAGUGAGAUCCUCAGGUGGGCGGGGCAUGCGCGUUGCUUGUGUCACAGAGAUUCACUGUACUAUUCUACAUUCUUUCUAGAUGACUGAUGACUUCUACUGUAUCUAGAGCUAUCUCUCAGUAACCUCUCUUUUCUCCCUCUAACAGGUGCAGGGAGCAGUGUGCACCACAAGUGCAACAGCGCCAAACACCGCAUCAUCUCCCCCAAGGUGGACCCCCGUGGAGGCUACAGCAGCGGUCACUCUGAGGUCCAGAACAACGAUGUGUCUGAGGGCAAGACCGAGCACAGCAGCCAUGGAGGGGGAGGGAAAAGCUCCGGAGGGGGAGGGGGCAGCGCCAGGGAGAAACGCAAUGGCAAGAUCCCCAAGCCUGUUCUCCUGCACCAGAACAGCACGGAGGUGUCCUCCACCAACCAGGUGGAGGUCCCUGACACCACCCAGAACUCCCCCGUGUCCAUCAGCAGCGGUCUGAACAGCGACCCAGACAUGGCUGACAGUCCCGUGGUGACGGGGAUGGGCCACGUGGCUUCCGUCAUGUCCAGCCUCUCCCAGAGCGUAUUCAUGUCUGAGGUGACCGGGGACCCUGUCUACAGCAUGUCCCCCAAUGGGGGCCCCAACGCCCACCUCAUGGGCCCCGACGCAGCUUCCCAGGGCCUGGUGUUGUCCAGUGUUGUGGCAGACAACCACAAGUUUGCCUUCCCCGGCGGAGGGGCUGGGGAGGGUCCCGGGGGGGCGGGGGGAGCAGAUGGGCUAUCCAUGCUGUCUGCAGCCGGGGUGUCUGAGGAGCUGGUCCUGUCCAGUAGCCUGGAUGCCGGAGGCAUGAAGAUACCUGAGACCACCAUGAACUUUGACCCUGACUGCUUCCUCAACAACCCCAAGCAGGGCCAGACCUACGGGGGCAGCAGGCUGAAGGGGAGCGGCAGCUCCUCGUCUUCCUCCUCUUCCUCCAACGGCACCAACGGCAGCAUGCAGCGCUCUCCCUCCAUGUCAGACUCUGGAUACAGCUUCAACUCUGCUCUGGUGAAGAACAUCAAGACGGAGGACAUGUCCUUUGAGCAGCAGCUGGCCACAGAGCAGGGCUACCAGGUGGGGGCGGUGGUGAGCUGUGGAGGAGGUGUGUCUGGUUCCUCUGGGGCUGGUUCAGCACAGGGCUCCCUCGGCCUGACCCCGGCUGGCUCUCUGCUGCCCUCUGGAGGAGGUCUGAGCCCCAGCACCACCCUGGAACAGAUGGACUUCAGCGCCAUCGAUGCCAAGCAGGAAUACUCAUCCGGGGCUGGGUCAGUGGGCUACGGCCAGGCUAUGAACAGCCCCCACCUCUCCCACCAGAGCCACUCGCCCAGCUUCUUCCUCCAGGACACCCAGCAGCCCGGCCAGGCCCAGCAGGGCAGGUCCUCCAUGGGACAGAAGACUCACCUGAUGGAGCACAACUCCCACGACUCCACAGCCUACAUGGGCCUGCAGGUGGUCAAGACGGACUCCCCUGGCAUCAACGGCCACCUCCACCACCACCACCAGAGCCACCACAGGGCCAACUGCAACGGGGGCUCCCCCACCGAGGGGCCAGGGCAGGGGCCUGGAUCUCUCCAGCUUCUGCAGUACCAGGGGGGCUUCCCUGGGCUGGGGCCAGAACAUGAGGAGGUGGUGGGUCUGGAGCAGCCAGGCAGCGUGGGCUCAGGCCAGGCAGGGGGAACAGAGAACGGAGAGGGUCUACUGAAGCCUGGGGAUCACCUCCAGGCCUGUGGAGGAGGCAACCCAGAGGGAGGAGGGACAGAGCACUACCUGCAGCAGGCCAAUGGGGGAGGAGGUCAGGGAGGCGGAGGAGGAGGGGAAGGAGUGACCAUGCAUAACGGAAAUAGCAUCAACAACGACGGCAGCAACCGCUCACAGCAGCAGCAGCAGCAGCAGUUGCAGCCCCUCCUCCAGGGGGCUGGGAUGGUCCAGGGCCUCUACAACACCGUGGGGCCCCACCAGGGCCUGGGCGGAGCGGCCUCCAACGGGGGAGGGGGAGGGGGAGGCAUGGAGAUCAGCCUGGACCACUUCGACAUCUCCUUUGGAAACCAGUUCUCUGAUCUCAUCAAUGACUUCAUCUCUGUGGACGGUAGUGGAACCAACAUGGCGGCCGGAGGAGCUCUUUACAACCACCAGCUGGUGGCCAACCACGGCUCAGACGGUCAGCCCACGCCUAGCGGAGCUCCCCAGCAGGGCCAGGAGGACGGAGGGGUAGGAGGGGCCCGGGGGGCAGGAUAUAGCCCCUCAGAGCUCUGUCUCCAGCCCUGCUGCAGCCCUCAGUCUCUUGGUGCUGGGGCUGGGGGUGCAGGGACAGAGCCAGGAUCUCUGGCAUACAUGGAUGUGGCGGAGGUAGUGUCUGCAGCCGUGGCCCACGGGGCCCUGGGGAUGUUGCAGGCCACAGGGAGACUUUUCAUGGUCACUGACUACUCCCCCGAGUGGUCCUACCCUGAGGUGAGCCUCCACCAUGCUAUUAGUGCAUGUACUCCUUAUUUCACAAAGCAUUACACUCCAAUGUAGUUACCAAAUGUAGUUACAAAAUAGUUUUGCAGUUAUGAUUGGGUAAACGCAUACAGAGAGGCAAUUUCUCAAGUUUCACUUUGGUCAGACAGAAAAAAUGGCUUUCCUUCAACCAACCGUAACUGCCAAAAUAAAGGAAACUAUUGAGUAAACAAGGGAUAUAAAGUAUAUUGAAAACAGGUGCUUCCACACAGGUUUGGUUCCUGAGCAAUUCCUAAGCAAUUAAUUAACAUCCCAUCAUGCUUAGGGUCAUGUAUAAAAAUGCUGGGCAGGCCCAGUUGCUCAAUAUUUUGGCUACCAUUGCUAUGCCCUCAUAGGAUGACAAUGACCCCAUCCACAGGGCACGAGUGGUCACUGAAAAGUUUGAUCAGCAUGAAAAUGAUGUAAACCAUAUCCCAUGGCCGUCUCAGUCACCAGAUCUCAACCCAAUUGAACACUUAUGGGAGAUUCUGGAGUUGCGCCUGAGACAGCGUUUUCCACCACCAUCAACAAAACACCAAAUAAUGGAAUUUCUUGUGGAAGAAUGGUGCCGCAUCCCUCCACUAGAUUUCCAGAAUCUAUGCCAAGGCGCUUUGAAGCUGAUCUGGCUAGUGGUGACCCAACGCCCUAUUAAGACGCUUCAUGUUGGUGUUUCCUUUAUUCUGGCAGUUACCUGUACAUAUCAACAUAGUUUGAAUGAACUGUAAUAUCACUGUUCAACCACCGGAUGGCAGCUCAAUAAAGUACAAAAAAGAGAGUAAAGGAGUCUGUGUAAUGCCAGUAAUACUGUCCAACCACAGGAUGGCAGCUCUAUAAUGUACACUUCCCUACAUAUAUAUUUGGACAGUGAAGUUAAAACUUUAAAUGUGGCUCUAUACUCCAGCAUUUUGGAUUUGAGAUCAAAUGUUUUAUAUGAGGGGAAAGUACAGAAUGUCAUCUUUUAUUAUACAUAUCUGGUGUACCAUUUAGAAAUGAAUGCACUUUAUGUAUCUAGUCCCCCCAUUUGAAGGUGUCAUAGGUAUUUGGACAAAUUCACUUAUAGUGUAUUACAUUUAGUCCAAAGUUUAGUAUGUGGUCCCAUAUUUAUAGCACGAAAUGACAACAUCAAGCUCAUGACUCUACAAACUUGUUGGAUGCAUUUGCGGUUUGUUUUGGUUGUGUUUCAGGUUAUGUUGUGGGAUAAAUCCAUUUGAAUUCAAUCACUUUUUGACAGCACCCCUUUUGAUUUGAACGAAACCUUUGAUACAUAUUUGCCCAUUGUAGAAGUGCUCAGAAAGGGACUUUUCGGACCUGAGUGACAAAACAUUCAAGAGAUUAAGGUGCUCAAAUUUGACCCAUUUUGCAUACCCCACCAUACCAUGAGACAUCCAUGUCUUCAUCACUGGAAAAUAUAAACGUUUGAGAUUUAUAUAAUUUAAAGCUUACAAACAGGGUUGUCAAACUAUUUAAUAAUUUCUUUAAAAUAUUUUUGUAAAUAAAAAUUGACGUUUUUUAACAUUCAACGUCAAUUAUGUAAUAACGCUUACACUCCAAUUUUGUUCAUAUUCGCACAUGUUGUAACUUAGACCCUAUUUCACAUCAUCUAUCAUGUGUUGUGCCCACCAUCAGUUCAGUCACUACAUGCUCUUGAAAACAAGGUGGGUGUCAUGUUUUGGCUGAUAAAUGUAUUAAAAAGUGGAAUCAAAUUUAAAUUUCAACUUUCAAAUAUUACUACAAAGGUCCACACAUCAGAGAAUGUUGACUUGAAUGGGAAUACCUGUUGUUUUAAAUGAUACUGUCCUCAACAGGAAACAUAUCGAAAUCAUAGAAAUAUAGAUCAUAGAAUAGACAUGACUAUUUAGGUUGACAUUCGACAGUGGGUGGACCGGCGUUAAGUUAAAAUGUCAAUUCAAUUUAAAUGUCAAUGGUGUACCAGCUAAAUUGCAGUGGUCUGAAGGGAUAGGUCCAUUCUAUGAAUGCUAUUUAUAUUAUUGAAAUGACACCCACCCUGUAUUCAAGAGCAUGUUGUGUCUCAACUGAUGGCGGCCACAACACAAACACCUCAGAUUAUGUAAAGUAGUGUCUAAACUACAACAUAUGCAAAUAUGAAUUAUUUUUUAUAAUUGAUGUUAAAGGUUAAAAAAUGUCAUAACAUUUUUUGUAUUAUUAUAAAAUAGUUUGACAAUACUGUUUGCAAGAUUUUAAAUUAUAUCAAACUCAACUGUUUAUCUUUUCCAGUAACGAAGACAUGGAUGUCUCACAGUAUGGUAGGGUAUGCAAAAUGGGUAAACUUUGAGCACCUUUAUCUCCUGAAUGUCUUGGAAUUCAGGUCCAAAAAGUCACUUUCUGACCACUUCUUCCAUGGGCAAACAUGUAUGGAAAGGUUUGUUUAAAUGAAAAGGGAUGCUGUCAAAAAGUGAUAGAAUUCAAAUGGAUUUACCCAUCCACAUGAAUGUAAAAGUGUUCAGAAACAUAUUAUAUUCUUAUUAAUUAUAAAAGUGACUCCAAAAUGACACAAUACAUUAUUUACCAUUAAUCUAUUUUGGGCACAGGGUAAAUCUGUUUGAAUUCAAUCACUUUUUGACAGCAUCCCUUUAGAUUUUUAUUGUGUCAUUUUGGAGUCACUUUUACUGUAAAUAAGAAUAGAAUAUGUUUCUGAACACUUCAACAUUAAUGUGGAUGCUAACAUGAUUACGGAAAAUCAUGAAUUAAUCUUGAAUAAUGAUGAGUGAGAAAGUUACAGAGGCAUAAAUAUCAAAAGUAUUCAUCCCCCUUGGCAUUUUUCCUAUUUUGUUGCAUUACAACCUGUAAUUUAAAUGGAUUUUAUUUGGAUUUCAUGUAAUGGACAUACACAAAAGUCCAAAUUGGUGAAGUGUAAUGAAAACUUGUUUCAACAAAUUCUAAAAAAUAAAUAACGGAAAAGUGGUGCGUGCAUAUGUAUUCACCCCCUUUGCUAUGAAGCCCCUAAAUAAGAUCUGGUGCAACCAAUUACCUUCAGAAGUCACAUAAUUAGUUAAAUAAAGUCCACCUGUGUGCAAUCUAAGUGUCACAUGAUCUGUCACAUGAUCUCAGUAUAUAUACACCUGUUCUGAAAGGCCCCAGAGUCAGCUACACCACUAAGCAAGGGGCACCACCAAGCAAGCGGCACCAUGAAGACCAAGGAGCUCUCCAAACAGGUCAGGGACAAAGAAGUACAGAUCAGAGUUGGGUUAUAAAAAAAUAUCUGACACUUUGAACAUCCCACGGAGCACCAUUCAAUCCAUUAUUAAAAUAUUGAAAGAAUAUGGCACCACAACAAACCUGCCAAGAGUGGGCCGCCCACCAAAACUCACGGACCAGGCAAGGAGGGCAUUAAUCAGAGGCAACAACGAGACCAAAGAUAACCCUGAAGGAGCUGCAAAGCUCCACAGCGGAGAUUGGAGUAUCUGUCCAUAGGACCACUUUAAGCCGUACACUCCACAGAGCUGGGCUUUAUGGAAGAGUGGCCAGAAAAAAGCCAUUGCUUGAAGAAAAAAAUAAGCAAACACAUUUGGUGUUCGCCAAAAGGCAUGUGCGAGACUCCCCAAACAUAUGGAAGAAGGUACUCUAGUCAGAUUAGACUAAAAUUGAGCUUUUUGGCCAUCAAGACAAACCCAACACCUCUCAUCACCCCGAGAACACUAUCCCCACAGUGAAGCAUGGUGGUGGCAGCAUCAUGCUGUGGGGAUGUUUUUCAUCGGCAGGGACUAGGAAACUGGUCAGAAUUGAAGGAAUGAUGGAUGGCGCUACAAUUCUUAAGGGAAACCUGUUUCAGUCUUCCAGAGAUUUGAGACUGGGACGGAGGUUCACCUUCCAGCAGGACAAUGACCCUAAGCAUACUGCUAAAGCAACACUUGAGUGGUUUAAGGGGAAACAUUUAAUAUCUUGGAAUGGCCUAGUCAAAGCCCAGACCUCAAUCCAAUUGAGAAUCUGUGGUAUGACUUAAAGAUUGCUGUACACCAGCGGAACCCAUCCAACUUGAAGGAGCUGGAGCAGUUUUGCCUUGAAGAAUGGGCAAAAAUCCCAGUGGCUAGAUGUGCCAAACUUAUAGAGACAUACCCCAAGAGACUUGCAUCUGUAAUUGCUGCAAAAGGUGGCUCCACAAAGUAUUGACUUUGGGGGGGUGAAUAGUUAUGCAUGCUCAAGUUUUCAGUUUUUUUGUCUUAUUUCUUGUUUGUUUCACAAUAAAAAAUAUUUUGCAUCUUCAAAGUGGUAGGCAUGUUGUGUAAAUCAAAUGAUACAAACCCCCAAAAAUCAAUUUUAAUUCCAGGUUGUAAGGCAAUAAAAUAGGAAAUAUGCCAAGGGGGGUGAAUACUUUCGCAAGCCACUGUAAUCCAAACCACAACCAAAACAAACUGCAAAUGCAUCAAACAAGUUUUCAGAGUCACAAGCUUGAUGUAGUCAUUGUGUGCUAGGAAUAUGGGACCAAAUACUAAACUUUUGACUAAAUUGAAUACACUAAGUGAAUUUGUCCAAAUACUUAUGACACCUUCAAAUGGGGGAGACUAGAUAGUCUAACAUGCUUUCAUUUCUAUAUGGUAAAACAGAUAUAUAUGAAAAUACCCGCAAAUAAAAGGUGACAUUCUAACAUUUGAUUUCAAAUCCAAAAUGCUGGAGUAUAGAGCCAAAUUAAAAGUUUUACCUUCACUGUCCAAAUAAAUACGUAGGGGAGGGGAGUGUACUGUAUGUACAGUCGUGGUCAAAAGUUUUGAGCAUGACACAAGUAUUGGUCUUCACAAAGUUUGCUGCUUCAGUGUUUUUAGAUAUUUUUGUCAGAUGUUACUAUGGUAUAUUGAAGUAUAAUUACAAGCAUUCCAUAAGUGUCAAAGGCUUUUAUUGACAAUUACAUUAAGUUUAUGCAAAGAGUCAAUAUUUGCAGUGUUGACCCUUCUUUUUCAAGACCUCUGCAAUCUGCCCUGGCAUGCUGUCAAUUAACUUCUGGGCCACAUCCUGACUGAUGCCAGCCCAUUCUUGCAUAAUCAAUGCUUGGAAUUUGUCAGAAUUUGUGGGGUUUUGUUUGUCCACCCACCUCUUGAUGAUUCACUACAAGUUCUUAAUGGGAUUAAGGUCUGGGGACUUUCCUGGCCAUGGACCCAAAAUGUCGAUGUUUUGUUCCCCGAGCCACUUAGUUAUCACUUUUGCCUUAUGGCAAGGUGCUCCAUCAUGCUGGAAAAGGCAUUGUUCGUCACCAAACUGUUCUUGGAUGGUUGGGAGAAGUUGCUCUCGGCGGAUGUGUUGGUACCAUUCUUUAUUCAUGGCUGUGUUAUUAGGCAAAAUUGUGAGUGAGCCCACUCCCUUGGCUGAGAAGCAACCCCACACAUGAAUGGUCUCAGGAUGCUUUACUGUUGGCAUGACACAGGACUGAUGGUAGCGCUCACCUUAUCUUCUUCGGACAAGCAUUUUUCCGGAUGCCCCAAACAAUCGGAAAGGGGAUUCAUCAGAGAAAAUGACUUUACCCCAGUCCUCAGCAGUCCAAUCCCUAUACCUUUUGCAGAAUAUCAGUCUGUCCCUGAUGUUUUUCCUGGAGAGAAGUGGCUUCCUCACUGCCCUUCUUGACACCAGGCCAUCCUCCAAAAGUCUUCGCAUCACUGUGCGUGCAGAUGCACUCACACCUGCCUGCUGCCAUUCCUGAGCAAGCUCUGCACUGGUGGUGCCCUGAUCCCGCAGCUGAAUCAACUUUAGGAGACGGUCCUGGCGCUUGCUGGACUUUCUUGGGUGCCCUGAAGCCUUCUUCACAACAAUUGAACCUCUCUCCUUGAAGUUCUUGAUGAUCCGAUAAAUGGUUGAUUUAGGUGCAAUCUUACUAGCAGCAAUAUCCUUGCCUGUGAAGCACUUUUUGUGCAAAGCAAAGAUGACGGCACGUGUUUCCUUGCAGGUAACCAUGGUUAACAGAGGAAGAACAAUGAUUUCAAGCACCAGUCUGUUUUUCUAACUCAAUCAGCAUGACAAAGUGAUCUCCAACCUUGUCCUCGUCAACACUCUCACCUGUGUUAACGAGAGAAUCACUGACAUGAUGUCAGCUGGUCCUUUUGUGGCAGGGCUGAAAUGCAGUGGAAAUGUUUUUUGGGGAUUAAGUUCAUUUUCAUGGCAAAGAGGGACUUUGUAAUUAAUUGCAAUUCAUCUGAUCACUCUUCAUAACAUUUUAUUUUAUUUAUUUUUAUUUCACCUUUAUUUAACCAGGUAAGCCAGUUGAGAACAAGUUCUCAUUUACAACUGCGACCUGGCCAAGAUAAAGCAAAGCAGUGCGAUAAAAACAACAACAACACAGACUUACAUAUGGAAUAAACAAAAACGUACAGUCAAUAACACAAUAGAAAAUAGAACAUCUAUAUACAGUGUGUGCAAAUGUAGUAAGUUAUGGAGGUAAGGCAAUAAAUAGGCCAUAGUGCAAAAUAAUUACAAUUUAGUAUUAACACUGGAGUGAUAGAUGUGCAGAAGAUGAUGUGCAAAUAGAGAUACUGGGGUGCAAAUGAGCAAAAUAACUAACAAUGUAAAUAACAAUAUGGGGAUGAGGUAGUUGGGUGGGCUAAUUACAGAUGGGCUGUGUACAGGUACAGUGAUCGGUAAGCUGCUCUGACAACUGAUGCUUAAAGUUAAUGAGGGAGAUAAGUGUCUCCAGCUUCAGAGAUUUUUGUAGUUCGUUCCAGUCAUUUGCAGCAGAGAACUGGAAAGAAUGGCGGCCAAAGGAGGUGUUGGCUUUGGGGAUGACCAAUGAGAUAUACCUGCUGGAGCGCAUACUACUGGUGGGUGUUGCUAUGGUGACCAAUGAUCUAUGAUAAGGCAGGGAAUUGCCUAGAAGUGAUUUAUAGAUGACCUGGAGCCAGUCGGUUUGGCGACGAAUAUGCAGUGAGGGCCAGCCAACAGGAGCGUACAGGUCACAAUGGUGGGUAGUAUAUGGGGCUUUGGUGACAAAACAGAUGGCACUGUGAUAGACUACAUCCAAUUUGCUGAGUUGAGUGUUGGAAGCUAUUUUGUUAAUGACAUCACCGAAGUCAAGGAUCGGUAGGAUAGUCCGUUUUACGAGGGCAUGUUUAGCAGCAUGAGUGAAGGAGGCUUUGUUUGCGAAACAGGAAGACGAUUCUAGAUUUAACUUUGGAUUGGAGAUGCUUAAUGUGAGUCUGGAAGGAGAGUUUACGGUCUAACCAGACACUUAGGUAUUUGUAGUUGUCCACAUAUUCUAAGUCAGACCCACCGAGAGUAGUGAUUCUAGUCGGGGAGAGUGCAGAACUGGUGGCCGGGGUAGGGGUAGCCAGGUGGAAAGUAUAGCAAAAUGCUAAUUGAAAUUCUCGAUUAUCGUAGAUUUAUCGGUGGUGACAGUGUUUCCUAGCCUCAGUGCAGUGGGUAGCUGGGAGGAGGUGCUUUUAUUCUCCAUGGACUUUACAGUGUCCCAAAACUUUUUGGAGUUAGUGCUACAGGAUGCAAAUUUCUGUUUGAAAAAGCUAGCCUUUGCUUUCCUAACUGAUUGUGUAUAUUGGUUCCUGACCUCCCUGAAAAGUUGCAUAUCGCGGGGGCUGUUCGAUGCUAAUGCAGUACGCCACGGGAUGUUUUUGUGCUGGUCAAGGGCAGUCAAGUCUGGGGUGAACCAGGGGCUAUAUCUGUUCUUAGUUCUGAAUUUUUUGAAUGGGGCAUGCUUAUUUAAGAUGGAGAGGAAAGCACUUUUGAAGAACAUCCAGGCAUCCUCUACUGACGGAAUGAGGUCAAUAUCCAUCCAGGAUACCCGGGCCAGGUCAAUUAGAAAGGCCUGCUCGCUGAAGUGUUUUAGGGAGCGUUUGACAGUGAUGAGGGGUGGUCGUUUGACCAAGGACCCAUUACGGACGCAGGCAAUGAGGCAGUGAUCGCUGAGAUCCUUGUUGAAGACAGCAGAGGUGUAUUUAGAGGGUAAAUUAGUCAGGAUGAUAUCUAUGAGGGUGCCCAUGUUUACGGAUUUAGGGUUGUACCUGGUAGGUUCCUUGAUAAUAUGUGUGAGAUUGAGGGCAUCUAGUUUAGAUUGUAGGACGGCCGGGGUGUUAAGCAUAUCCCAGUUUAGGUCACCAAGCAGUACGAACUCUGAGGAUAGAUGGGGGGCAAGCAAUUCACAUAUGGUGUCCAGGGCACAACUGGGGGCUGAGGGGGGUCUGUAGCAAGCGGCAACAGUGAGAGACUUCUUUCUGGAAAGGUGGAUUUUUAGAAGUAGAAGCUCAAACUGUUUGGGCACAGACCUGGAUAGUAUGAUAGAGCUCUGCAGGCUAUCUCUACAGUAUAUUGCAACUCCGCCCCCUUUGGCAGUUCUAUCUAGAUGGAAAAUGUUGUAGUUCGGGAUGGACAUUUCUGAAUUUUUGGUGGCCUUCCUAAGCCAGGAUUCAGACACUGCUAGAACAUCAGGGUUGGCAGAGUGUGCUAACGCAGUGAAUAACUCAAACUUGGGGAGGAGGCUUCUGAUGUUAACAUGCAAGAAACCAAGGCUUUUACGGUUACAGAAGUCAACAAAUGAUAGCGCCUGGGGGGUAGGAGUGAUACUGGGGGCUACAGGGCCUGGGUUAACCCCUACAUCACCAGAGGAUAUGGCUAAAGGCUUUAAGAACUGGUCUUCUAGUGCGUUGGGUACAGAAAAUAAACAGGGCAUAUUUCCGGGCAUUGUAGAAUAGAUUCAGGGCAUUAUGUUCAGACAAGGAUAUGGAAGGAUAUGAGUACAGUGGAGGUACACCUAAGCAUUGGGUAACGAUGAAAGAGAUAGCAUCACUGGAGGUACCGAUUGAGCCGGUCUCCGCAUGUAUGGGGGUGGGACAAAGAAGCUAUCUGAGACAGGUUGAGCGGGACUGGGGGCUUUACAGUGAAAUAGUACAAUAACAACUAACCCAAACAGCAAUAGGCUAGGCAUAUUGACAUGGGAGAGAGGCAUAACGCAAUCACAGGUGUUAUUCGAGAGGGCUGAGACAACAACUGGUAAUGGCGACGAAAGUUUGGGCUGAGGCUAAACAGAUCAACAGGAUGGAGUACCGUGUAAAGGAACAGUCCAGCGGGCAUCAGAUGUGUAGCUGAGUGAUCAUAAGGUCCAGUGAACAGCAAUAGGUAAGUCCGGGAGCAGUUCGUAGGCUGCUACAGCACAGGUGAGCAGGAGGCACGGCUGUUGAUUGCGCGUGCUAGCGGGCCAGUGCUAGCAGAUGGAUCUUCGUGGUCGUCGCAACGGGAAGCCUGUUGAAACCACAUCAGACGAUUACGUCGGCAGACCAGUCGAGAUGGAUCGGUGGGGCUCAUUCUGGAGUAUAUGCAAAUUGCCAUUAUAAAAACUGAGGCAGCAGACUUUGUGAAAAUUAAUAUUUGUGUCAUUCUCAAAACUUAUGACCACGAGAACGUCGGUUUAAUGCCAAUGACACUGUUCAACCACAAGAUGGCAACCACUUUAGUAAGACAGAAAAAUGGCUGUAAUAUCACUGUCCAACCACAGGAUGGCAGCGCAGUAAAUAUAGCACAGAGACAAUAAACGGUUGUGUAAUGUCAAUGACACUCUUCAACCGCUAGAUGGCAGCCCUUGCACUAGAUUUUAGCCAGUUUGAGCAUGUCACUGUGUUCAUGUUAUUCCUACUAUUCUCCAUAAGAUGGCAGCAUGACAUUAAAUAAUGGCCAAAUUCACACUUGCUCCCUAAUACCCAGUACAGAUCCAGAUUAUCCGUUUCCCGCGCUGUGAGUCUGUGUUUAUCUGUUUCAGGGAGGAGUGAAGGUGCUCAUCACUGGUCCAUGGCAGGAGGCCAGCUCUAACUACAGCUGCCUGUUUGACCAGAUAUCUGUCCCCGCCUCUCUCAUCCAGCCGGGUGUGCUGCGCUGCUACUGCCCAGGUAAGACUGGCCUCAGUGGCCUGGCCUUGACACACCCUCUGGAUCCUUCCACCAGGGUUGACUCAAAACACAGUGUACUGUAUCUAUCAGGGAUAUCAGUAGUUUUAUUUUAGACUUAGAUCAGCAUACAAUACAUGAAGGUCUUUACUCCUGUCUCUGUUCCUCAGUUGAGAUUUUGUCUCACUUGUCUCCCGAGCCACUGAGAAGUUUUAAGAAGAAGAGUAUAAUGUUCCUAGGAGUUCUACAGGUGGUUAGGGUCAGGAGUGUUAGAGUUGUAGCAGUUAUCAGUGAAGCGUCUGACUCUGACUCUCUCUGUCUGUCUCUCUCCACAGCUCAUGACACUGGGCUGGUGACACUGCAGGUGGCUGCCAGUAACCAGAUCAUCUCUAACUCAGUGGUGUUUGAGUACAAGGCCCGCGCCCUGCCCUCACUUCCCUCCUCACAACACGACUGGCUCUCACUGGAUGGUGAGAUAUCUCGAUCUAUCUGCCUCUCUUUUUGCCUCACUAUGUCUUUCUGUGUCUCGUUCUCUCCCUCUCUGCUUCCUCCUCUCUCUUUCUCUCCCUCUCUUUCUCUCACUCUCUGCUUCCCCCUCUCUCUUUCUCUCCCUCUCUGCUUCCCCCUCUCUCUUUCUCUCCCUCUCUGCUUCCCCCUCUCUCUUUCUCUCCCUCUGCUUCCUCCUCUCUCUUUCUCUCACUCUCUGCUUUCCCCUCUCUCUUGCUCUCCCUCUCCCUGUCCUUCUGCCCUGGGCACCAGUGAAGUGCUAUCUGCUGGCUCAUCCUAAAUGACUCUCUGCUGUGCUGUUGUGUUGCUGCUCUGUGUGUCACAAAUCAUGACUACCUGUCCAUUUAUAUUAGAGUCUGUUCUAGAGGCAUGUGGCUGUGUGGUGGCUGGUCCAUGGUCUGUGAUGGACAGUAAUCACUUGAAGAUUGAGUUGUUUCAGUACAUUGGAGAGCACUAGUCCUUGUCCUGUUGUCAUGUGUCUGUGAGAGGAUACUGUAGUGUUAAUAAUGUGGUCUGAUAGACAUUAUAGAAUCAAUAUCUGUAGUGAAUCAACUUCAUUAUGGGCUUUCAGGACCGUGGAGAACACUAGUCGUUAGUCAUUCUCCUGUGUCUGAAUGUCUUAUAGACCCAUCAGGUGUGAUAGCAGCAGUGAGUCAACUCCAUUAGGAUCUUGGGUUCCGGUUGUAUUUCAGGACCCUGGAGAGUACUAGUCUUGUCCUGUGUCUUUAAUGUUUUCUGAUGUCAGGAAAUGUCAGGAUCAAUAGUUGGGUCUUUCCACCAAAUGAGAACCUUUUGGGUAGUGUAAACAUUUUAUUUCACCUAAUUUUAACAUUCUGUCAUACAGAGCACAUGUUCAACUUAAUAAAAAAUGGAUUUUCCCAUCUCAAGAGUUUAAAUACAAAAAUGACUACACUAAGAGCCUAUUAAGUGCCACAUAAAGUAACAGGGUUUACCGUAACAGGGUUGAUGAUUUAAUCAGCCAUAAAUCCCGAUAUGUCAGGGGAAAUGGAAGCUUGUUGUGUGCAACAGGGAGGGGCAAUUGAAUGCAAGCCUCAUUACAAUUACAAAUGAAUUGUAAUUGUUAAAACAAUUCUAACCUGUCUAUCUAUAGGGAACAGGGUUGACGUGUUAUGCUUGACCCCCCUCAGUUUUCCACCACAAAACACCUGAAAAUAGCCAAAAAGAAUAGAACCAGUUUAGGAUUAGCCUUUUAGAUGUUCAAUGUUUAUUUUGAACAUUUAAAAAAAAUAUAUAUAUAUAUGUAUAGUUACACCAUAUUAAAGCGAGAAUUCAGUUCAUGUGACAGGGUUGACCUUAAAAUGAGGGACAGACCUUUCAUGUAAUUAGAUGAAUCACUAAUCACAUGAAAUAAAUAACAGUCUUCAGAAAUGGCUUUGUCAAAGCAACAAUAACUAGGGCUUUACAAUAAUGAUCAAACUUAGAUACAUUAUGGGGUCAAGUGGGUUAAAAUGUUCCUAGAAGUCACAGAGGGACAUGUCAAAAUGCUGUAAUAUAACAGGCUUUGAAACUUCAAUAUUGGUGCACAAUUUCUACCUAAAAUAUCAAAGUGAAAAGGCACUCUUUUCGUGGAACAACCCAGUUGCAGUGAAUCAACUAUAGUAGAAACUCAGUUCAUCUUGGGUUUGAUUUGGACUGUGGCCCAGAACCAUGAAGAGCACCAGUCCUUGUCCUGUGUCUUUCAGAGGAUGCCAUUGUGUUCUGAUAGACAUGUCAGGAUCAAUAUCUAAUAGCUGCAGUGAAUUGACUUAGUUGAACAUGGAUUUUAGAGUCUUGGCAUUACUGCAAAUAGAGCUCCUAGAACCACUAUGACAUACAUGAGUGUAUGUUGCUUGGCACACAUGGAAAUUGUGAUUGGCAGCACAAUGAAGAUUAGGACUCAAGGGCUUUGCAACAGGAAGUCUUGUGAAUUAGUAUAUGUAGACUGCAAUGGAGUAAGGCAAUGCAGGGAUGCUUAUCUCUGUAUGUAUGUAUGUGUGUGUGUGUGUGUGUGUGGAGCCGAGCUGGGAGAGAGUGUUGCUACUGCAGUGUGUGUGACUGUGCGUUGACAGGAUAAAGUAGGGCAUGGUGAAGAGAGGGGAGGAGAGGACUGGAACAGGCUGACGGGACAGCUGCAUUGCAGACGCCCCUUGAGGGAGUGGGAUUGAAUAAUCAAGAACCACCGGCUCCCAGGCAGGAGUAGUGCGGUGCGGCGGAACCAGUGUAUCCCUCCACCAUUCAUUCAUACAGUACACUCAUACUACUCUCUGCCUCACUAGUCCAUUCACAGAACCAGUUUAGGAGAGACUGUCUCACUACUCUACACUCCAAACUAAGCUAAGGAACUGAGGGAAAACAGAGUCUGAUCUAUUACAUUACUACUUCUAUUAACCCAUUCCCCUCUCCCGCUCUCUGCCUUGAUAUUGUAUUGGAUUUUGGCGGUUAUUUUGGACCCUCUCAUUUGCCAUGAAUGUUAAUAAUUUACAUGAUGUAUUUUUCCACUCUGUUCAUGUCCAAAUAAUUAAUGCUGGCUUUUCAGAUGUAUGCCUCUGUUGCCUAAUACCUGUCCUGAUGUUACUCAUAAAUACUACAUGGUGUUUGUUAAGUUCAUCCUGCUAGAAUGGACAGUGCCCUGAAGCAGCUGAUAUAGGCUGUCCCCCAAAUAGUACCCUAUUCCAUAUAUAGUGCACUACUUUUGACCAGAGCCCUAUAUGUGGAAUAGGGUGGCAUUUGGGACGCAACCUAAGCCUGGGUGGUAGAACAGGCCAUCCCUUGGUCACUUGUCUCAGGUGAAUUUAUUCAGAUUGGAUCCAGAUGAUUGAUGAGAUAAACUGAGAUAAACUGAUUCAUACUGGUGUCAGUUGAUCCAUCCAUGUUUAAAAAUUCAACAUAGCAAUUGUUUGUGUGCUGGAGAUUUCCUUUCUAUUCAGUAUAGCGUUUUUUCCAUGCACCUGGCAGGACUGAAGGUAUGCGAGUUCACCUUUUUCUUUACAUACAACAUUGUUCCAAUGCUCUAUUUAAGAAACCUCAGUGAGAUUUAAGAAACCCCCCCCCGGCCACCCUUUGCUCUCAGAACAACCUCAAUUCGUCGGGGCAUGGACUCUACAAGGUGUCGAAAGCAUUUCACAGGGAUGCUGGCCCAUGUUGACUCCAAUGCUUCCUACAGUUGUGUCAAGUUGGCUGGGUGGUGGACCAUUCUUGAUACACACGGGAAACUGUUGAGCGUGAAAAACCCAGUAGCGUUGCAGUUCUUGACACAAACUGGUGCGCCUGGCACCUACUACCAUACCCCGUUUAAAGGCACUUAAAUAUUUUUGUCUUACCCAUUCACACUCUGAAUGGCACAUAUACACAAUCCAUGUCUCAAUUGUCUCAAGGCUUAAAAAUCCUUAUUUAACCUGUCUCCUCCCCUUCAACUACACUAAUUGAAGUGGAUUUAACAAGUGACAUCAAUAAGGGAUUAUAGCUUUCACCUGGUCGGUCUAUGUCAUGGAAAGAGCUGGUGUUCAUAAUGUUUUGUUCACUCAGUGAAUAUCUAGCUAUCUUACAGCAGCACAAUUUAUUAUAUUAAAAUAAAGAAUAUAGUAAGACAUAGGCUAGGCCUACUAAGAUUUUCAUAUUUCCACCUAAUGCAUUGUAUAACGCUGCCUUUACACGCUUCAUGAAUGAAAUUUUACACGUGCUACACCACAGAUAAAUGUAACCUAGAAAAGACACCAUUCCAGAACUACUAUAUAUGUAAUGCGACACUUAACCAUGUGUGUGCCUGUAUUGAUCCAUAAUUAUAUCACUCAAUAACCUAAAUCAUAUAAUUCCCGUUCUUUAAUAAUAAUAAUACGAGUUUAAAUUUGCAGUAGGGUAUAAGCUAAAGCUAUUGGGCUCUCUUUCCCGUUCAUUCUAAAACGGUGCUAUGAUGUGCUAAUGGUAUGUACAGCUGCCUGUCUGCCUUGAUUUGUCAUAAUGCAGAAUGGGGGAUGGGGCGCUUUUCCUUUCCUCUGCAGCACUGCAGGUACGGAGCCAUGGGCAGGACAGAAAACACUGAGGUAUGGGAGCUGCAGAACAGGCUUUUACCCACUAAUCAUUCUCUGUCCAUGGUCCAGGACGGUCCCGGUGGCACUCGCUAA